GUAAAGAUAAAAUUAGUAUUGUAAACAACGCCGGAUAGAAAGGAUUUACAAGGAAGAGAAGUUUGCUUACAAUCUCAAACAAUCUGUCUGUUUAGAUGCAUUAUUGACCAACAUAACUAACUUGGAAUGAAUUGAUAUUCGUUUUUCAAUUUAAUUGUCCCUGUAUUUUCGACCAAGACCCACAAAUAUGGCCGAAAUAGAUAAUGAAACUGAACAGUUUCAAGAUGAUCAUGAAAAUGAUAAUGAAUUUGACAAUGAAGCUCAGUUGUUGGAGAGCGGCGAAGUAGAGGGAGACAAUGGUGUUGCAGACGAUUCCACGGCAGACGAUCCGGAGCUUGAGGCAAUCAAAGCAAGGGUCAGAGAAAUGGAGGAAGAGGCUGAAAAACUAAAAGAAAUGCAGAAAGAGGUUGAUACACAAAUGAACCUGACUUCACCAACAACAGCUAGCCCUUUUCCAUCAGCAGAGGAGAAAAUGGAUGCUGAUGCCCGAUCUGUGUAUGUAGGUAAUGUUGACUAUGGAGCAACUGCUGAAGAGUUGGAGCAACAUUUCCAUGGGUGUGGUUCUGUUAACAGGGUUACCAUACUUUGCGAUAAAUUUACGGGUCACCCAAAAGGAUUUGCAUAUGUGGAAUUUGCCGACAAAGAUUCAGUAACCACUGCUCAAGCUCUAGAUGAAUCAUUAUUCAGAGGGAGGCAGAUAAAGGUCAGUGCAAAGAGAACCAAUAGGCCUGGAAUUAGUUCAACCAACAGAAAACCACGGGGAUUCCGACCGCGAGGAAGAUUCCGCUCCCCCUAUGGUGGCGGUUCAUACACACCACGGAGACCAAGUCGCUUCAGAAGAGCUGCAUUCUAUUCUCCAUACUGAAGCAAUCAUCAUAUUCUUAAAGUCAACAAAAAGAAAAAAUAUAUAUAAUAAGAAUGGGAAAGAAAAUCAUAUACAAUUGUUUGGCAAUGAUAAAAAAAUCCCAUACCUUCAAAAAUUGAGAUCAAAAUAGAAUAUCAGUAAGCUUCAAUUAUAGGGCUAAAGUGGAUUUUUUUAAUUGGUGUAUGUAGAUGGUGGUUUUUUUUUUUUAUACUGACCCUAACCAUUUUAUUUUUUACUUAUGUCAUGUGUGCAAUAUUUUGUCCAGUGUAUAUCGCCAUGAUUAAUUUCAUGAAAAAGGGAAUUUAAAAAAGAUAAUUGUCAUAGAAUCAAAGUUUCCCCUGGGAGGGACCCUUCAAAAUGGUUAGCCUAGUAACCAUGGUAACCAUUUUUUUGUUUAUUCAUAUCUUAGUUUCUUUUGCAGAUUGCCGUAGCUUGGCUAUUUGAGCAGUGCCAUGCUUCUAUACUGUGUAAAAUCACUCCAAUGUCAUUUAAUUUUGAAAAGUAAAAAUUCUUUUUUUUUAUGUAUGUUUGUUUUGUUUGUGGAAAACAUUUAUGUGUGGGUUUUAAAAACAGAUUAAUGAUCAUUGGAGUGGUUCAAUCACUGGUAUCUUACUAUAAAUGGGAAUUUAAAAAAAGAUAUGAGAAAAAAAUAGUUAGUGAAGAAUAGAAAAAAAAUUCAAUUCCCCAUAAAAAAAUGAAAAAAAAAAUAGAUUGAAAAAAAAAUAGAUUGAUAAAAAAGAUGACAAAGAAAUGGGGAAAGAUUGAUUAAAAACGAAGACAAAGCAAUGGGGAAACGGGGGAAAGAGGAAACAACCAUUGAAUCCUGAGAAACCUGACUAUGGGAGCAACAGGACUGACACUGGAUCAUUGUGAAUGAAUUUGUCUAUGUAAUCAUUUUAGUUUUCUUAAUAAAGAUUAAAUUAAAACCAAUAAA
Molecule: messenger RNA, 1799 nt
Organism: Magallana angulata
Lineage: Eukaryota; Metazoa; Mollusca; Bivalvia; Ostreida; Ostreidae
Product: polyadenylate-binding protein 2-B-like
Exons: 7
Coding region: 188-865 (225 amino acids)
Molecular function (GO): RNA binding
Source: RefSeq, a predicted model, not a curated record